AUGCUACUGCUACAGUUCACCACCUCAGCGACAGGCCAUCUCCGCUUCUGCAAAGAAAUUGGUCAAGUACCCCGGCUUCACGGACCAACAUCCGACCUCAUCUCUGGCUGGGAUUCCCUCGUCGCCGUCCUCGCGUCAAAGCUCACCUUCCCUACUGCCGACGCCAGCGUCACAACAACUGAUCUCUCUCCUUCAUCCAACUACAAGCUCCGCAUCUACCGUCCUCCUAACGCCACUGGCAAGGAGAAUCUAGCACUCUACAUCCAUGGUGGUGGCUGGGUCCUCGGAUCCAUCGAUCAGGAGGACGCCAUCGCUCGCAUCAUUGCUAAGUCUAGUAACCUUGUGGUCGUAAGCGUUGGUUAUCGUCUUGCUCCCGCGCAUCAAUGGCCAGCCGCGCAUGAGGACUGUGCCGAGGCAGCAAGAUAUGCCCUUUCUCAUGCGUCCGAGCUUGGUGCGGAUCCUGAGGCGGGUAUUCUCAUUGCUGGAUCCUCUGCUGGUGGGGGAAUGGCCUUCUCGACUGCUUUGAGACUGAUUGAUGAUGGGUUAGGAGACAAAGUGAGAGGGGUGGUGAGUAUGGCGCCUGUCACAGUGCAUCCAGACGCUGUUCCGGAGCAGCUGAAGGGAAGUUAUGCGAGUUAUGACGAACAUUCUGAGCAUACUGUCAAUACUAAAGAUGCCAUGGAGGCUUUCUUUGCCACCUAUGCUGGGCCCGCCACAAACCCGUACAUCUCGCCACUGUUACAUCCAAAGUUGAAGGCACUGCCACGGACAUACAUCACCGAGAGCGGCACAGACACGUUGCGAGAUGAUGCGAGGUUGAUGAGGGAGAAGCUGGAAGCAGAGGGUGUGCACGUAAGGUACGACGCAUACGAGGGGUAUCCACAUUACAGUUGGACCUUUCCAAGUCAGCACCUUGCUGGACAUAGUCAGGAAUUCUUCGGCAACAUGAUUGAGGGCAUCAAGUGGUGCAUUGCUGGGUAG
Messenger RNA from Exophiala aquamarina CBS 119918, 981 nucleotides. RefSeq lists its product as uncharacterized. Gene Ontology annotation, molecular function: hydrolase activity. The record is from RefSeq and is a predicted model, not a curated record. The coding region runs from base 1 to 981 and encodes 326 amino acids. The transcript has 3 exons. Lineage: Eukaryota; Fungi; Ascomycota; Eurotiomycetes; Chaetothyriales; Herpotrichiellaceae.